Beauveria bassiana ARSEF 2860 is the source of this 1482-nucleotide messenger RNA. Its product is annotated as 3-deoxy-7-phosphoheptulonate synthase. Gene Ontology annotation, molecular function: 3-deoxy-7-phosphoheptulonate synthase activity. Bases 1 to 1482 code for a protein of 493 amino acids. Gene Ontology annotation, biological process: aromatic amino acid biosynthetic process. The transcript has 2 exons. The record is from RefSeq and is a predicted model, not a curated record. Lineage: Eukaryota; Fungi; Ascomycota; Sordariomycetes; Hypocreales; Cordycipitaceae.
AUGACUUCUUCACCAAAACUCCCCGCACCUCUCGACGACGUCCCUGCCGCUGGCUGGACGCCCAAUACUUGGCGCUCAAAACCGAUCAAGCAGUCUCCCGCCUACCCCGAUGAGGCCAAGUUGAAAAAGUCGGUCGCGGAGCUCGGCCGCAUGCCGCCUCUGGUGCAUCCGUCCGAGAUCAACUCGCUCAAAGCUCACCUGCGCGACGUGGCCGAGGGCAACGCCUUUCUGCUGCAAGGCGGCGACUGCGCCGAGCUGUUUGACUACUGCCAGCAGGAUGCCAUUGAGUCCAAGAUUAAGCUGCUGCUGCAGAUGAGCGUAGUUCUCAUCUGGGGCACCAAUAAGCGCGUGGUCCGCAUCGGUCGCAUGGCUGGCCAGUACGCCAAACCCCGGUCCAGCCCUACCGAGAUUGUCAAUGGCAAGGAGAUGCCCAGCUUCCGCGGGGACAUUCUCAACGGGUACCACGAGGAUGAGCGCGAGAUUGACCCUAGUCGCCUUCUCAAGGCUUAUCACCACUCGGCGGCUACACUCAACUUUAUUCGCUCCGCAAUUGCAUCUGGUAUUGCUGACCUGCGCCAUCCUUUUGACUGGGGCCUGGGACAUGUUCGUGAUCCGGUUCUGAAGGAAAAGUACUCUGAGAUUGCUAGAAGCAUCCAGCAGACCCUGCGCUUCCUUCACGUCAUCAAUGCUCGUCCGGAUGAACUAGAGACUGUCGACAUUUUCACUUCCCACGAGGGCCUGCUCCUUGAAUAUGAGGAGGCUCUGACCCGCCAUCUGCGGAAGCCCGCUUCACACUCGCCCGGCGGCAGCAGAAUUGCGACGCCCCUGACUCGCUCGCCACGCCUUGGGGCCGCAGAACCCAGCUCCUCCAACACGCAGGAAUACUACGACACAUCAGCCCAUUUCCUGUGGAUUGGUGACCGCACAAGACAGCUCGAUCAUGCCCACGUUGAGUUCUUUAGAGGCAUUGCCAACCCCAUUGGCAUCAAGGUUGGGCCCAGCACUCCGACCGACGAUCUUUUGGCUCUGCUGCGCACUCUCAACCCCCAACGCGAAGCUGGCAAGAUUACCCUCAUCACUCGCUACGGCGCCAGCAAGGUUGCCGAUCUCCUGCCCAAGCACAUUCGCGCUGUCGAGGACUCUGAAUACCGCCGGUGCGUGGUCUGGCAAUGCGACCCCAUGCACGGCAACACCCUGUCGACCGGAACGGGCAUCAAGACGCGCCGCUUCAACGACAUUUACAAGGAGCUCCAAGAGUCGCUUCGCAUCCACAAGGAGCAGGGCAGCUACUUGGGCGGCAUGCACCUGGAGCUGACGGGCGACGCCGUCACAGAGUGCCUGGGUGGUAGCGAGGGCCUCGACGAGGACGACCUGUCUACCAACUAUACUUCGUUUUGCGACCCCCGGUUGAACGAGAAGCAGGCCCUGGAGCUGGCUUUUCUAGUCGCUGAUCACUUUUCCAGAGAGGGUAGGAAGAACUAG